CUGUAAUGGACACAUGAUUGCUAUCUCUCUAAUUUUGGUAUUGCAAACUUGCAAUGGAACUUGGAAGUAUCCUUCAGUUUCUUGAGAACAAGACCAUUCUUCUCACUGGUGUAACUGGGUUUCUUGCUAAGAUUUUUGUAGAGAAGAUAUUGAGGGUUCAACCAAAUGUGAAGAAGCUUUAUCUUCUAUUAAGAGCUGCAGAUGCUACUUCUGCUAGUUAUCGCUUCCACAGCGAGGUGAUAGGGAAGGACUUGUUUAGAGUUGCAAAGGAAACACUGGGUGCAAAUUUCGAUGCGAUUAUAUCCAAAAAGAUUAUUGUUGUUUGUGGUGAUGUCUUUUAUGGGGACUUGGGAAUUAAAGACUCUUCUUUGAGAGAAGAGAUGAUGAAUGAAUUGGAUAUUGUACUUAAUUUUGCAGCCACUACCAAAUUUUAUGAAAGAUACGACAUUGCAUUCGGCACCAACACAAUUGGACCUAAGAAUGUUAUAUGCUUUGCCAAAACUUGCCUAAAAGUGAAGUUAUUUGUCCAAAUAUCUACUGCUUAUGUCUGUGGAGAAAGUUCAGGACUCAUACCAGAAAAACCUUAUCGCUUGGGAGAGACACUUAAUGGUGUUUCUGGGCUAGACAUUGAUUAUGAGAAGAAACUGAUUGAUACAAAAUUAGAUGAACUCAGAGCUCAGGGAGCUACAGAAACAGAAAUUAAACAUGCCAUGAAAGAUAUGGGCACCGAAAGAGCAAAGAGAUAUGGAUGGCCAAAUACUUAUGUGUUCACAAAGGCUAUGGGAGAAAUGCUUAUAGGAAACAUAAAAGGAAAUCUUGCUUUGGUGAUAAUACGUCCCUCUAUGAUUACUAGUACUUUUAAGGAUCCUUUCCCUGGUUGGAUUGAAGGAGCAAGAACCAUUGAUGCACUGACUGUUAGUUAUGGUAAAGGAAAAUUGACUUUUUUUGUUGUUGAUCUUGAAUCAAUUGUUGAUGUGAUACCAGGUGAUAUGGUGGUGAAUGCCAUAAUAGCGGCUAUGGUGGCUCAUGCAAAUCAACCUUGUGAUGAAGUCAUUUAUCAUGUGGGAUCGUCACUACAAAAUCCAAUGAGAUAUUCUAAUUUCAGAGAUUAUCUUAUUCAGUACUUCACAAAUAAACCAUGGAUGGACAAGAAUGGAAAGCCAAUCAAGGUCAAUAAACCUACCAUAUUCAAUAGCAUCUCCAACUUCAACAGAUUUAUAAAGAUUCGCUACUCGCCAUUAUUAAAGGUACUUGAAUUGGCAAACAUUGUAUUCUGCCAAUUUUUCAACACAUAUAACAAUCUGAACAGAAAAAUCAAACUUGUGAAGCAGCUAGUUGAAUUAUACAGACCAUAUCUAUUUUUCCAUGGAAUAUUUGAUGAUUCCAAUUUAGACAAUUUACGAAUCGCAGUUGGAAUGAAUGAUAUAGAGGAUGAUACCUUUUUCAUGGAUCCCAAGUCAAUUGAUUGGGAUAACUACUUUUUAAAUACUCAUAUACCUGGUGUGGUCAAAUUUGUAUUUUAACUAAAGUGCAAUUGGCAGUGUAAUAAUAUUUUGCCUUUGGACUUUUCUCUUAGCCAUUAAAUAAAAGUUGUUUGGAUGAGUUAUUAC
Messenger RNA from Manihot esculenta (cassava), 1610 nucleotides. RefSeq names its product fatty acyl-CoA reductase 3. The record is from RefSeq and is a predicted model, not a curated record. NCBI's taxonomy places the organism in Eukaryota, Viridiplantae, Streptophyta, Magnoliopsida, Malpighiales, Euphorbiaceae. Gene Ontology annotation, molecular function: alcohol-forming very long-chain fatty acyl-CoA reductase (NADP+) activity. Gene Ontology annotation, cellular component: intracellular membrane-bounded organelle. Gene Ontology annotation, biological process: suberin biosynthetic process; long-chain fatty-acyl-CoA metabolic process.